AUGAGAGGAUUCGAAAAUGCGAUUGUCGGUGUUCCUGGAGAGGGAUUAAAUGUUGAGCAACGAAAACGACUUACGAUUGGGAUUGAAAUGGCAGCGAAGCCCGAAUUGCUACUUUUCCUCGAUGAGCCUACUUCUGGGUUGGAUAGUCAGACCGCAUGGACAAUAUGCACAUUGCUGCGAAAGCUUGCCGAUCACGGCCAAACAAUCUUGUGCACAAUCCAUCAACCCUCAUCUCUUCUGCUGCAGAAUUUUGAUAAGAUCUUACUCAUCGAAAGGGGAGGCCAAACUGUAUACUUUGGGGAUCUCGGUAGCCAAUGUCGUACCAUGGUAUCAUAUCUCGAAAGCAAAGGCGCCAGGCCGCUAAAUGCUGGAGAGAGUGCGGCUGAAUGGAUGAUGGAAGUCAUAGGAAACGACUCAUCCUCUGUUAACUGGUUUGAAGAGUGGCAGCAGUCAUCAGAAAAGAAAGUGCUGAAACAGGAGAUUGCCAAAAUAAGCUCAGUUCCAAAAGGAGCCCAAAUCUCGACGAAUGUCUACGAAAAUCAGUACGAAGAAUUCGCUGUGCCGUUAACCACUCAAAUAUGGCUUCUGCUUGUCCGCACAUUUGUCGAAUACUGGCGCAUUCCCGCCUUUCUCUGGGCCAAAUUCCUCUUCAGCUGCGGUGCUGCGAUUGCGAUAUCAUUUUCUUGUUGGAAAUCUCCAACCUCCCUUCAAGGAAUUCACAGCCAGCUUUUUGCCAUCUUCACUUUCUAUACAAUCCUCAGUAAUCUUAUGCAACAAAUCGUGGCCCAAUUUCUCGAACGUCGAGCACUAUUCGAGGCACGGGAGGGCCCUUCCAAAACAUUCUCUUGGAUGGCAUUUCUGAUAUCUGCUGCCAUCACCGAGGCUGUAUGCCAGUUGAUCCUAGCCGUGUUUACAUUCGUACUUUUCUACUAUCCGAUAGGCAUGUAUUUACAAAUCGACAAGUCUGAAAGUUCUGAGCGGGCAGGGCUCAUGUUUCUAUUCUUCCUCGCCUUUCUACUUUUCACUUCGACCUUUUCGCAUCUUCUCACGGUAGGAAUGGAACACCGUGAGACCAUUGUGAAUAUUGGAUCUCUUCUAUUCUACCUUAUCCUCAUCUUCUGUGGAGUUCUCGUCCCUUACGACAGCCUCCCGAAGUUUUGGAUCUUCAUGUAUUGGAUCUCACCUUUUACUUAUCUCGUUCGGGGCAUGUUCUCUGCUGGUGUCGCAAAAAAGGCUGUUGUUUGUAGUACCGUUGAACUUUUGAAGGUUCCGAUCCAAGGGAAUAGCACUUGUCAGGAAUAUUUGAGGGCGUUUGUGGGAUCUGCUGGGGGAAAGAUUGUUGAUGGGGGAGACGUGGGUGGUUGUCAGUAUUGUCCAUUCGAGGGAACAGAUGAUCUUCUGGGAAUGUUUAAUAUCAGCUACUCGGAGCGGUGGAUUAAUCUUGGGGUGUUAAUCUUGUUCGUGGGGUUUAAUGUGGUGGCCACAUUUGGGGUUUAUUGGUUGACAAGGGUGCCGAAGAGGCAAAGGAUGGUGGAGACUUAA
This is a messenger RNA of Glarea lozoyensis ATCC 20868, 1542 nucleotides long. RefSeq names its product P-loop containing nucleoside triphosphate hydrolase. Gene Ontology annotation, cellular component: membrane. Gene Ontology annotation, molecular function: ABC-type transporter activity. Lineage: Eukaryota; Fungi; Ascomycota; Leotiomycetes; Helotiales; Helotiaceae. The record is from RefSeq and is a predicted model, not a curated record. The coding region runs from base 1 to 1542 and encodes 513 amino acids. The transcript has a single exon.